AUGGUCGCCACUGGAUACCUGAUUGAUGCCUUUGCCACCACCGACAAGCCUGAUGUCUUUGAAAAGAUCCAAUACCAUGCGGAUCCUCUAGACGAGAAUCAAGUGUACAUCAAGAUCAAAGCAUGUGGCGUUUGCCAUACCGAUGUCUUGUUUUCCUCUACACCAGGUACAAUCCUUGGCCACGAAGCGGUUGGUGAAAUCGUAGAAGUGGGUCCCAAAGUUGAUCAUCUCGUUCCUGGAGAUGUGGUUGGGUUUGCCUACAUGAAGUCAUCCUGUCAAAGCUGCUUGCUCUGUCAUUCGGGUGAUGAUAUCAUGUGCCGUAAACGUAAAAUGUUCCCUGAAGGCACCAACAAUGGUUACGCCUAUGCUGCUGUAUGCGAUGGAAGAUUCGUAUACAAGAUCCCUAAAUCCAUUGAACCCAAAUACGCUGGUCCUCUCAUGUGUGCUGGUUCAACAGUGUUUUCUGCCAUGUAUGGUGCAAACCUUUCUCCAACAGCACGUAUCGGCAUUGUCGGCAUUGGAGGGCUAGGCCACCUAGGACUUCAAUUUGCACGUGCAUGGGGAUGCCAUGUCGUAGCCAUCUCAAGUGGUAGAGACAAGGAAGCAGAGGCACGUAAAUUUGGUGCGCAUGAGUAUUGGUGUUCAAAAGACUUUACUCCCGAUUUUAUUGAAAAGGCUGAAAAAUUUGAUAUGAUUCUCAGCACUGUCAGUGGUGAUUUGGAUUAUGACAUGUACUUGGAUCUUCUCAAGCCGAAUGGUAACUUUAGACUUGUGGGCAUCCCGCCCAACGAGAUCAAGUUCGGCAAGAUCCUUCCCUUUUUGUUGGAUCAAAAGAACUUCACAGGUGCUAUCCUAGGAGGUCGCAAGAUCAAUACCCUUAUGCUUGAAUUUGCUGCUCGGCAUAACAUCCGACCUCAAAUUGAAGAGCUUCCCAUGACCGAGGAUGGAAUCACUGAAGCGUUCCACAGGCUGCACAAGAAUCUGCCACGUUAUCGAACAGUCCUCAUCCCUCCUUCUGAAACCUCCAGCGAGUAG
Lichtheimia ornata is the source of this 1035-nucleotide messenger RNA. RefSeq lists its product as uncharacterized. The transcript has 8 exons. The record is from RefSeq and is a predicted model, not a curated record. The coding region runs from base 1 to 1035 and encodes 344 amino acids. Gene Ontology annotation, biological process: alcohol metabolic process. Lineage: Eukaryota; Fungi; Mucoromycota; Mucoromycetes; Mucorales; Lichtheimiaceae. Gene Ontology annotation, molecular function: alcohol dehydrogenase (NADP+) activity; zinc ion binding.